CUUGUUAUGGAAUUGUCCAGGUCCCCACCGGCCCCUGGUUCUGCCGGAAAUGUGAAUCCCAGGAAAGAGCCGCCCGAGUGAGGUGCGAGCUGUGUCCCCACAAGGAUGGAGCCCUGAAGCGCACGGACAAUGGGGGCUGGGCCCACGUGGUGUGUGCCCUAUACAUCCCCGAGGUGCAGUUUGCCAACGUGCUCACCAUGGAGCCCAUCGUGCUCCAGUACGUCCCCCACGACCGCUUCAACAAGACCUGCUACAUCUGCGAGGAGCAAGGGCGGGAGAGCAAGGCGGCCUCGGGGGCCUGCAUGGCCUGCAACCGUCACGGCUGCCGCCAGGCCUUCCAUGUCACCUGUGCACAGAUGGCCGGGCUCCUGUGCGAGGAGGAGGUGCUGGAGGUCGACAAUGUCAAAUACUGCGGCUACUGCAAAUACCACUUCAACAAAAUGAAGACCUCGCGCCAUUCCGGGACCAGCUCCUUUCUCCCGGGCAGGAGGAGCCGCUCAGCAUCCCCAGCACAGGAAAAGCACCUGUCCCACCACGAGCGGCCAAAAAAGAGCCGCAAGGACAAGGAGAGGCCGAAGCAGAAGCACAAAAAGCGGCCGGAUUCCCCAAACAGCCUCCCCCCAGCACCUGUGGCCAUGGCUGUUGAGAAGGGCUCCAGCAGCCACCACGAGGCCACCAAGGAGAGCUCAGAGGUGGCCAGGGCAGAGGCCAAGGGCAGGAAAUCCUCGAGCCACGGCAGCAGCCACAAGGGCAAGAAGAUGGGAAGUGGGAAAAGCUCCGCAGGCUUUGGAUCUGCCCCAGCUGGAGGAACCUUCCAGACGGCCGGCUCCUCCUGCAGCCUGCCCGGCUCCCAGGACUUCGCGCCCUUCCCCAAGCUGGAGCAGGAGGAUGAGAAGUUCCGCAAGGCCACCAGCUCCAGCUCCUCCUCGCAUUGCUCGCCACUCUCUGAGGGCCCCAAGGCCGACGUCUUCGAGCAGAAGGUCAUCUUCUCCGGCUUCGGCUCUAUCAUGCGCUUCUCCACCUCAGCCGUGGGCCAGCCCCGAGCCCGCGACGCCUCACCCGUGGACUACAAAGCCUCCAGCACCCUUGGUGGCCCCGCGGGUGGCACGGGUGGCACGGCUGGCGCCGCUGGGAGCGGCCACAAGCGGAUGCCGUCGCUGGGCUCCGAGGAGGGAGAGGUGCUCAAGGAGAAGAAGCACAAGGGCAGCAAGAAGAACAAGCAUGGCCCUGGCAGGCCCAAGGCGGGCAAAGGCAAAGAGGUUUUGGGGGCCCAGCUGGCUGGGUCCACCUCCACCUCCUCCUCUCCCUUCUCCGGGGGAUCCCUCGUCAGCUCUAGCAUCGGGAAUUCUUCCCGGAGCUUCAGCCACCCCGGGAGUCUGCCCAGCCUCAGCAUGGAGUCGCCACUGCUGGGCUCAGGGAUCUACACAAGCAACAAGGACCCGAUCCCGCUGGGCGCGGCGCUGCGGGCGGUGUGCAGCACGCCGCUGCCCUCGGGGCUGCUCCCGCACCAGGGCGGCGCCGCCCUGCCCCAGCUCAGCCGGUCGCCCUUCGCCAGCUCCAUCCCCGCCUCCUCCUCCGCCGGAUCCACCACACAGCGUGGCGAGCCUGAGCCCCCUGACGGAGCAGCAGCGGCAGGUCCUGCAGCAGCACGAGCAGCAGCUGCAGCAGCUGCAGCAGCUCCUGACUUCCCAGCCGCUUAACCCGGAGCAGCAGGCGCUCGUGUUCCAGAUGAUGCAGCAGAUCCAGCAGAAGCGGGAGCUGCAGCGGCUGCAGAUGUCGGGCUCGUCCCAGCUGUCNUGUCCCAGGUUUGGGGAGUCCUGGGGAUUGGGGGGUCCAAGGUUUGGGGUGUCCACGAUUUGA
This is a messenger RNA of Zonotrichia albicollis (white-throated sparrow), 1860 nucleotides long. The record is from RefSeq and is a predicted model, not a curated record. Lineage: Eukaryota; Metazoa; Chordata; Aves; Passeriformes; Passerellidae.